Stomoxys calcitrans (stable fly) is the source of this 3235-nucleotide messenger RNA. RefSeq names its product serine/threonine-protein kinase greatwall (gene gwl). The coding region runs from base 222 to 2798 and encodes 858 amino acids. Lineage: Eukaryota; Metazoa; Arthropoda; Insecta; Diptera; Muscidae. The transcript is spliced from 11 exons. Gene Ontology annotation, cellular component: nucleus. Gene Ontology annotation, biological process: intracellular signal transduction; peptidyl-serine phosphorylation. Gene Ontology annotation, molecular function: protein serine/threonine kinase activity; ATP binding. The record is from RefSeq and is a predicted model, not a curated record.
UUUCAACGUCUCUAAAGAUAGCAUUUUGCCUUAAAUAUUUAGUUGAUUUAAAAAAUAAAGGAAAAUAUACAUAAAUAUUAUUGGUAGUAUUGUCAAACUUAAACGCAGAGACAUGCAAUCGAAGGAACUUUCAUAAGUAUUGGCCUUAAGCAAUAAAAAAGACUGAGCAUAGCUGAAAAAUAUUUAGCUGAGAUUGAAAGUUGGCGCGCGGAGAAAAAAAUAUGGACAAUUUUGAAAUACAUGUGAUUGAAAAAACAGGAGAUGGUGGUGAAGAAAGAUUCCAAAACAAAUUGGAAAAUACAACAGAAAAUGAAGUGGACAAGGAUGACAUGGAAAAUGUUGCCCACAAUAAUCAUACGACUGAAUGGAAAACUCCCAAGAAAUCGAAUAUACUUUUGGAAGGAGAAAAAUUAUUAGAUAAAAUCAACAUUUUGACAACAAAACCUGAAAAUACAUCGUCCAGCACGAAGCUUCCCACAAUAAAGGAUUUCGUCAUAAUUAAACCCAUUAGCCGUGGAGCAUUCGGAAAAGUAUUCCUGGGUUAUAAGAACAAUGAUCACAGUCGACUUUUUGCCAUAAAGGUGAUGCGUAAAUCCGAAAUGAUAAACAAGAAUAUGGUGUCACAAGUUAUAACUGAGCGUAAUGCCCUGGCGCUUUCGCGCAGUCCAUUUUGUGUGAAUCUCUUUUAUUCACUGCAGUCGUUGUCCUAUGUCUAUUUGGUUAUGGAGUAUAUGGUGGGUGGUGAUUUGAAAUCCCUGUUAACCAUGUAUGGCUAUUUAGAUGAAGCAGCAGCGAGAUUUUAUGUUGCUGAAGUAGCAUUGGCAUUGCAAUAUCUGCAUGAGCAUGGAAUAAUUCAUCGUGAUAUAAAGCCCGAUAAUAUGUUGAUAUCGGCCACAGGUCAUGUUAAGUUAACCGAUUUUGGUUUAAGCAAAAUUGAGAUGAGGAAAGGUGAAAGGGAUUUGGAAAUAUCCGAUCUUAUCAACUGUUCCCCAAAUUUAAAUGCAAGAACGCCUGGACAAUUAUUAUCAUUAACAUCGCAUUUAUCUUUUGGAUCCGAAAAGAAAUUGGAUUGUGGAACUGGAACUUCAAACUUUAUAAAUACCAUAAAUAAACACAAUAAUAUAAUGGAGUCAUCAGAUAGUGAAGCCGACACAUCUUUAAAUGAUGCAGAAAAAACCAAUGAUAGCAAAAUAUCCGGCGUAUCGCCAUUCUUUUCAGCUGAAGAAAUAAAUGUAUCAAUAGCAGCGACGCAUACUUGUAAUUACAAUAAUUUAAUUGACAGCUCAUCUUCAUAUCAUACUUGCGCGUCUGUAGAUAUAACAAAAUUCUCACCCCCACUGGAACGCGAUGAAUAUGUCAGCGCAAGUAAUAUACCGGCACCAACACAAAAACAUGUAGAGUUCGCCGAUAAUAACAACGCUUCAAGAGCAUAUUGCAAUGGCUGCAAACAUGACUUUGAUAAAGAAAACAUCUGUAACAAAAACUUAGCCAAAGUGGAAAAUGCUGACGAUACGUCAUUUGAGUUUUCUAUGAUGCGCCGUCGUUCCAUUGAUGAGCGUAUUCGCUCUUCAAAGCCUCAGGAAGAUUCUGGUGUAUCAAGUCGCAAAAGUGAUUAUUCCAAUUCAAAUGUGAAUAUUGAAACUACAACUUCUUCGAUUGAUAAAGCUGAAAAUAUGUGCAAUUCUAGAGAUGAUUACAGUUGUUCGGAUUAUUCUAAAAGCAGCUAUAACAUAAAUAACACAAACGAAAUAAGCGGAAUACGUAUGCAUUCGCCAUUUCGAAAUAUUUCAAGGAAUUUUAAGCGGCCGGAACUUCAAAGCUCUUUUCGCGGCUUGAAACGUAAAAUAAAUUUAAUUAAUCGUUCGGAAAAUAAUUCCAGUUUGGAUAUAGAUGGAUGCAUUGGAUCUGCUAGCACUGGUUUGACACAGGAGAUCGAUAUCUUGGACAUUGGCUCAAGUACCCCGAAGAAACGUAAAGCCAAAUCACCUAUAAGGGGAGUAUUAAAAGUACGCUCACUAUCUGACGAGGAUAUGCCCCAGCACAUACAUGAUAAUGUGGCAAAUGUUGUAUUCUCAACUCCGGUCUCAUCGCAGAAAUUACCACGACGUGAUGGUGGCUUAUUGGGCAAAUUGAAGGCAACACGUUUCGCUUUGCCCUUGUCCAUUGAGACAAAGAAAAUGGAACAAUUGACGGAAAAAACGUCUGGUGUGCAAUAUUUAAAAAUGGCCCAUGAUGAUCCAACCAUGUCCCCCAUUAAUUUAAAUCCCAAUACUUUGCCCAAAACACCGAAGAAUAUCAAUACACCAUUUAGGACACCCAAGUCGGUGAGAAGAGGUGGUGGUGGUAGACAUUCAAGUGAAAGAAUUUUGGGUACACCGGAUUAUUUGGCUCCAGAGUUACUCUUGAAACAAGGUCAUGGUCCUGCUGUCGAUUGGUGGGCAUUGGGAGUUUGCUUCUAUGAGUUCUUAACAGGCAUACCGCCUUUUAAUGAUGAAACGCCCCAAAAAGUAUUUGACAACAUUCUAAACAAAAAUAUUGAAUGGCCCGAAGGGGAUGAAGCAUUAUCACCCAGUGCUAUGGAAGCUGUAGAACUCUUGCUUACAAUGGAUCCUACCGAAAGGCCGGCAGCUAAAGAGGUCCAACAAAUGGAAUUCUUUUCGUCUAUAGAUUGGGAGAAUAUGGAAAACGAGGAGCCACCGUUUGUGCCAACACCUGAAAAUCCCACAGACACCGGUUACUUUGAGGCACGCAAUAAUUUACAACAUUUGAAACUUUCAAAUUUUGCAUUAGAGGACUAAUGGUCAUAAGUCCGCUAAAGAAGCUUGCCUAACGUUGGCCUUGGUGCACAUAAUCAUCCUAGUUGUGAUAAGUUUAAUGUUUUUUUUUUAUAUUUGUUAUACUUUUAUUUGUUUAUUUAAGCAUUCUUCAUUUAACCUGGAGCCAGGCUGCAUCCGUAAAUGAUUAAAAACGUACAUAUAUAUAGCAUAAAUACAUAUUAUAAACAAUUUUCACAUAUUACAUUACAACCAUUACCAUUACUUGCUGAAGAAUUUCGUUACAGCCAACCCAUUUAGCUCGACUUGAAUUGGAUCGUAUUACGAUUUUCGAUGUUUCAACAUAUUUUUGUUUUUAGUGGUUACAUAUGUGUGUGUUUUAGUUUUUAUAUGUACAUCUAACUCAUCUAUUCUUUUAGUGUUUUAUUGAUAAUUUAUAUUCAUACAUACACAUAUUUUUU